AUAAGUACUUGUACCACAUAAGUCCAAGUUUGAGCAGGGCAGCCGCUAGCAGUUCAGAGAAAAUGGAGAAAUGAUAUGGAAGCAUGAAAUUGAUUCAGCAAUCUUAUGGCGUUGCUUGCUGCUGCCAGGAGACUCCAAUCCCACAGAUUGCGUCCACUGAUGAAAUGCUUCUCUCAGUUUUCACCUUCUCCCCCUCACCAAGUCAUUCCUUCUCUACUUUCUUUCCCUCGAGCAUUUCAUCAAACACCUCGCAGACCGUGUAAACAUACUCCUCAUUUCGGCGGUUUCCCCGGCGCUUGCGGCCAAAGCUUUUACCACUUGAUCAACUUUGCGGAAUAUGUAGACGACUCUGAUGGAGAUAUCCAAUUGGGCCUGCGUGAAAUUCUUGAAAGAGUUGAAACGGCUAAGGACUUUGCUUCUGGUGAUGAAGCUAUAGCUUUUCUUGAUAGUUCUGGUGUCAAACCCGAUAAAGAUUUUAUCUUUUCGGUUAUUUGGGCUUUGAGGGAAGAGUGGAAGUUGGCAUUUUUAGUGUUCAAAUGGGGUGAGAGAUGGAAUUGUGUUGUUGAAAAGACUUGGUGUUUGAUGUUAUGGUUGUUGGGUAACCAUAAGAAGUUCAGUACUGCUUGGACUCUCAUUCAUGAGCUUCAUCAUGCUUCAAAGGACACUCAACGAGCAAUGCUGAUCAUGAUUGACAGGUAUGCCGCUGCAAAUUACACAGACAAGGCUAUAGAAACAUUCAACUUGAUACAGAAGUUUAAAUUCUCUCCUGAACAAAAAACAUACUUCAUGUUCUUGGAUAUUCUUUGUAAACAUGGAAACAUAGAAGAAGCAGAAGAUUUUAUGUUUCGAAAUAAGAAGUUCUUCCCUUUGGGAACAGAGAGCUUUAACAUAAUUCUAAAUGGCUGGUGUAACAUAGAGAUUGACAUAUAUGAAGCUAAGAGGGUUUGGAGGGAAAUGUCCAAGUGCUGCAUUGAGCCAGAUGAGACAUCCUAUACGCACAUGAUUUCCUGCUAUUCAAGUGUAGGUAAUCUAUUUGAUUCACUGAGAUUGUAUGAUGAGAUGAAGAAAAGGGGUUGGGUCCCAGGAGUGGAGGUGUAUCAUUCAUUGAUUUACAUACUAACUCAUGAAAGUUGCCUGAAUGAAGCUCUUAAAAUUGUAGAUAGGAUGAAGCAAACAGGUCCGAAACCAAACUCCACCACGUAUAACCUUAUUAUACGUCCUCUUUGCGAGACUGAAAAGUUUGAAGAGGCAAGAACUAUUUUAGCCAGGAUGAUCGGCGAAGACAUUAACCCAACUAUUGAUACCUAUCAUGCAUUGGUAAAGGGUGAAAGUUUAGAAGGAACAUUGGGACUGCUCAAUCACAUGGAAAAAGCUGGUUUCGGUCCAAACAGGGAUACCUUUCUUCUUAUUCUCGAGAAGUUGUUCAAAUUGGGUCAGCCUGAAAAUGCAUUAAAAAUAUGGUCAGAGAUGAAUCACUAUGCGGUAAAGCCAGAUCAUAUGCAUUACAAUAUUUUGGUGAAAGGAUUGGCUACAUGUGGGUUGAUUGCCAAAGCUAGAGAAUUCUACUCUGAGAUGAUAUCUGCUGGACUAGUAGAUGAUCCGUUGCUGAAGAAGCUCUUGGAAGAACCUGAUCAACAGGGGUUUCAUCCAAGAAAAGGAAAAGGACAGAUGACAAUCUUGCGGCGCGUAAAGAAAGGUAAAGGGUUACGGUAUGGGAAAAGUAGAGUGGUACGAGUUAGAAAACAUCAUAAACAAUGAGAAAAGAAGAGAGAAAGCCGAACUUCAUAUAUUUGGCCUCAACUUUGAAGCCAGAAUCAAUCAGCUUUGGCAAGCUUAUGAUAUGUUGAUUCCAAUAGAAUAUCCAGAUCACUCAAGCACGGUAAGAACAGAGACCAAUUGCCCAUUUUGAACAGAGGAAGCAACCAUGCUGCCCCUCACCUCAGCCAUCUUCAGACCAUGAACGAAGUAUGUGACGUUCAGGGUGCUCUCGAGGAGCUGAAAGAUGGAUGAUUACAUUGGGAUGCGUGAGAUGGACGAGGUACUUAACAUUUCGACCUAAACAUCAUUUCCCUUGAUCUGCACAACAUAGACACUUUAAAAGCCGCACUUAGAGCCCAAAGUGUCUUAAUCAUCUUGAGAUUGAAGUCCAUUUCAAAGUAAUAUGGUGGAUUAUGGACUGAAAGAGCAGUUUAGAUCAUAUCCCAUCUUUCCUAUGGUGUUGCACUGUUGUUGAUACCACUGAACUGCUUAAAUGCUGCAUAAUAGACAACAAAAUCAUUGACACAGAGUUGCUCUUUUGGUAAGAAGUUCCGGAGCAAAUGGUAGGUUGUCUGGGGAUCUACAGUAGCAUGGAGUAAUUCAUAGCUAUUAAAUAAAGCAUUUGUUCUUUAUUUUCUUUGUUUUUCAAUUUAAUUUGUCCUUUCCAUGUCAAGGUGCAGCGUUUUUUAUUACCUUAUAGCAGAGAAAUUAAAAUAAACCAUUUUUCUUCGCAAUGCAAGAAU
Molecule: messenger RNA, 2501 nt
Organism: Sesamum indicum (sesame)
Lineage: Eukaryota; Viridiplantae; Streptophyta; Magnoliopsida; Lamiales; Pedaliaceae
Product: Tetratricopeptide repeat (TPR)-like superfamily protein
Molecular function (GO): protein binding
Source: RefSeq, a predicted model, not a curated record